AUGACCACAGCUACUGAAUCCCCACAGCGUCGUUCCGCUUGGGUUCCUUCUCACGACAACAUCUAUUAUCGUCCGCGUCUCACCAAGAAAGCUUCCAUAUCCGCUGGACGUUUCCCUACGCCGUUGAUCGGUCCUCGAAGAUCUCGCCCACAAGCGAUCCACAUCAUUAGCUACCCGUCGGGUUACAUUCCCAAAGAGUUGCGACAAGAAAGCAGAGCGCAGACCCUAACGCCAGUCGUCGAGCCUACGCGUGCUCCAUCGCUGCAACCUACAUCAACCAACACGUCCAACGGGAGCAACAGCGAUCAUCUCAGCAACACCAACAACAGCCGAAGAAGUUUCAAACCUCGCCCUGCAGUUCGCCGUAGAGACAAGCUCUUUAGCACAUUUAGCUUGGAUUCGGGUCUUACAGCAGCCGAAGCGCCAUCAAGUAUUGACCGCUCGACUCGGCAAAGUGCGAGCGCUAUUUCCACUGCCAAUUCCAGUCAGCCAAUUGGCCAGACUUCUCAAUCCGACUUAGACCUGACCUGUGAGCCUGCAAUUGGGCCGAGAUUUACUGGGGCAAGUGCAUCCCCGCCAGCGUAUGACGACAUAACUUCACGCCCCGGUUCCGCGGCACCUGAUUUAGCAUCAACAUCUGCAUCCACAUCUCCAUCCACUUCCGCUUUCGCAUUUACUUCAACAACGCCAUUGAUUAACUCAAAUUCUGCCGAUUGCAACACACAGUCAGCAACACCCGCAACGGCAACGGCAACGGCAACAAUGACGACUGCUAGAACUUCACAUUCUUCAUUGGCUAUGUCCAACCCCAAUCGCAACAGUUUCAUGUCCGCCCGCUCUUCAAAAUCUGCCGUCACUUCAGUCUCCGAGGUCCCCAAACCCGUCGCUUCCGGCAGUGGCGUGUCGUGUUCCAUUCUUCUUGCUGAGCCAAAUAUCUUUCUCUCAGGUUUCGACCAUGAUGGUCACGGUAACCGAGAUGGCCAGAGCGGCACGGCCCUACUUCGAGGCAAACUUCAAUUGCGAGUCACAAAAAAUGUGAAGAUCAAGGCCGUCCAACUCAAACUUCUUGGCCGCGCCCGCACCGAGUGGCCUGAAGGCAUUCCUCCCCUCAAACAAGAUGUAUUCGAGGAGGAGAGUCUGCGCACACAAGUACUGACAUUUUUCAAUGCCAUGAAUGACGGCUGGGAAUCCGAAUAUGGUAACCAAUGCACUUAUCGUCUUAAGAACGCCUCUCCUAAUGGCAGCUCUACAAACCUCGUCCGUCCUAACCCUUCUACUUCUUUGACCCCGCAUCAAAACAACCUUUCCGCCAAAGAGAUGAAGCGUUUGUCCCUCCAAAAUGUUCAGUCGCGCAGUUUCCAGAAAGGCGACAGCCCAAUUGCCACAGCUACACAAGCCAAGGGUUACAAGGUCUUCUACCCUGGUACAUAUGAUUACACAUUUGAACUGCCUAUCGACCACCACCAGUUGGAAACAACUAAGCUGCAGUAUGGAUCCGUGAAGUGGGAAUUGCACGCCACCGUCGACCGAGCUGGCGCCUUUAAGCCCAAUCUGCACGGCACCAAGGAGGUUUCGAUUGUGCGUGUACCUGAUCAACUCUCUCUUGAGAUGACAGAGCCUAUCUCCAUUAGCCGCCAGUGGGAGGACCAAUUGCAUUAUGACAUCGUUAUUUCGGGCAAGAGUUUUCCCAUUGGUAGCAAGAUUCCCAUUGCCUUUAAACUUACACCACUUGCCAAGGUUCAAGUGCACAAGCUUAAAGUCUAUGUAACAGAAUCUAUCGAGUACUGGACAAACGACAAGCGUGUAACCCGCAAAGAUCCGGGCCGCAAGAUUCUGCUCCUCGAGAAGUCAGCUGGCAAGCCUCUCGAUUCCUCAUACGCCUCAUCUGAGGUCCGUACCCUUCGCGGCGGAGAGCUCGACCCUGAGCAGCGACGACAGGCUCGUGAGGCAGCUGCUCGAAGGAGAACACAAGAGGCCACCAGGCGACAGACUGCGGCCGAGCCACUCCCUGAGCCAUCAGCCAACCUCCUUGGUGAUCUGGAUCUUGGACUCGAGACUAUCUGGGGCGCGACAGAGAUCGAGGCCAAUGUACAGAUCCCGACCUGCGAGAUGAUGGCUAAGAACAAGGAGCUUCGACUCAACCCCGACUGCAGCUGGAAGAACGUCAAUGUUUUCCAUUGGAUCAAGGUUGUUAUGCGAAUCAGCCGUAUUGAUCCCGAGGAUCCCACUGGCACGAAGCGUCGACACUUCGAGAUUAGCAUCGAUUCCCCGUUCACGGUCCUCAACUGCCGUGCCACCCACGCCAACACCAACCUCCCGGCUUACACAGGCGCGAACUGCAACAACACCACUUUCCAGUCGGCCUGUGGAUGCCCUGACGCAGUCUCUGUCCCUACCGAUGCUUCUCCCAGUUCCUCAGAGGGCACACUCCCUGGUGUUAACCCCAGCACCGAUAAUCUUCCAGCACCUCCGCAGGCUGCCCAUCUUGCCAACGCUGUCGGCGGACAACAAGAGCCCCGACCAAUCCACCUACUUCGAGUUCCAAGCUUUAACCCACCUGCGUUUGAAGAUGAUAUCGCACCACCUCCCGCUGCCGACUACGUCACAGACUUGCGUGAGACUGUGAUGACACCUCCGCCCCAGUACGAUGUUGUGGUUGGAACUCCGAGUGUUGAUGGCAUGGCCGACUACUUUGCACGACUGGCUGAUGCCGGGUUUGAGGGACAGGAUGAUUCAGAGUCGGAUCCCGACGAUUCUCCACCAAGGAUUCUGGACCGUACUGGACGUGUUAAUGUUGCCAACCCUCGAACCCCUGGAGGCAGAAGAAUGCCUAGCCGAAGUCUGGAAAUUUCCAGACCAACAAUCCAACUCGACAUGAAUGCCCUCCGUAACCGAGCCGGGCGAGCAGUGUGA
Messenger RNA from Fusarium sp. VM40, 2913 nucleotides. NCBI's taxonomy places the organism in Eukaryota, Fungi, Ascomycota, Sordariomycetes, Hypocreales, Nectriaceae. The record is from the annotation of a GenBank genome assembly.